Messenger RNA from Quercus robur (English oak), 2488 nucleotides. Its product is annotated as calmodulin-binding receptor kinase CaMRLK. The transcript is spliced from 2 exons. Gene Ontology annotation, biological process: protein phosphorylation. Gene Ontology annotation, molecular function: ATP binding; protein kinase activity; protein binding. The record is from RefSeq and is a predicted model, not a curated record. Bases 126 to 2126 code for a protein of 666 amino acids. NCBI's taxonomy places the organism in Eukaryota, Viridiplantae, Streptophyta, Magnoliopsida, Fagales, Fagaceae.
AUAAAACCAAAAUAAGCACCUUCCUCUUCUCUUGUCAUUUCACACUUUCUUUCUUUCUUUCUUUCGUGCUAUGGGAACCAAGCAGUCAUAAGUGAGAGAAUUGGAAAAACUGUGAAGCAAAGAAAAUGAAGCUCUUUUGUAGAUUCUUGAUUGCUUUUUCACUGAUUGCACUGGUGGAAUCUUCAUGCAAUAGCCCAGACCGAGAGCUGGUGUUAAAGGCUUUCAAAUCAGUCUCUGGAUUCAAUCCCUCUUGGUUUGCAGAUGGGAAGUGCUCAAAUCAUUCUAUUACAGACAUAAGCCUUUCUUCUAGAAAUCUAAGCGGAUCCAUCUCAUGGAAAUAUUUCAGGAACAUGUCGCAGUUGCAUACUCUUGAUCUCUCUGGGAACUCGCUAAAAGGGCAUGUGCAAGGUUCGUUGUGGUCUAGUCCAAGCUUAGUGCGAGUCAAUUUGUCGAAAAACCAGUUUGGAGGUAGCAUUGAUGCCUUGGGAAAUGGCUUGUUUUCAUCGAUUCAGGUGCUCAAUCUUUCUUCCAACAGGUUCACCAAUGUUGUUCAGCUCUCUAAUUUUCCAAACCUCAAAAUUCUUGACCUAUCACAUAACAACCUCCCAACUUUGCCCUCUGGCUUCACCAACCUCACAAAACUAAACUACCUCGACAUUUCAAGAAACAAAAUUUCCGGGAAUGUGAAACCCCUUUCUUUUCUUCACUCAUUGAACCAUUUAGACGUGUCAAACAACUCCAUGAAUGGUAGUUUCCCUUCUGAUUUCCCUCCACUCGAUAACCUCAAAUUUCUCAACAUUUCUUUCAACCACUUCACCGGAAAAGUCCCCCAAGAAAAGUACAAGAAAUUUGGUAAAACCGCGUUCUUCCAUUCUGGGACUUCCGCUUUCAACCAUUCAAACAAAACCCCAAAACCAAACAUCCGUAUUCUACCACAUCCCAUAAACAAACACAAACACAAACCCAAACCUUUGGUUCUCAUCCUAUCAUGUGCCUCUGCCUUUUUGGUCUUUGUUUCUGUGUCUAUUUGCAUAGUUCUCUUCUGCAAAAGGAAAAGACAGAGGCAAAAGAACAAAUGGGCAAUCUCGAAACCGAUCCAAAUACCCUUCAGGUUCGAGAAAUCAGGGCCGUUCUCAUUCGAGACUGAGUCUGGGACAUCAUGGGUAGCAGAUAUUAAAGAACCAACCUCGGCACCGGUGGUCAUGUUCGAGAAGCCAUUGAUGAACCUAACCUUCAAGGACCUGAUAGCUGCCACGUCACACUUCGGCAAAGACUCAGAGCUAGCUGAAGGUAGGUGUGGCCCUGUUUACAGAGCCAUACUCCCCGGUGACAUCCACGUGGCAAUCAAAGUCCUCGAAAACGCCAGAGACGUUCACCACCACGACGCCGUUUCGUUGUUCGACCAACUUUCCCGCCUCAAACACCCAAAUCUCUUGCCUCUCUCCGGUUUUUGCAUUGCAGGGAAAGAGAAGCUGGUGUUGUACGAGUUCAUGGCAAACGGUGACUUGCACCAAUGGCUACACGAGCUUCCAACGGGGGAGCCCAACGUGGAAGACUGGAGCGGUGACACGUGGGAGGUCCAAAACGCCACUGGGUCCCACAUAUCCUCACCGGAAAAAUUGGUAUGGCUCACGCGCCACCGUAUCGCCGUGGGAAUAGCGCGUGGUCUAGCUUAUCUCCACCACGCUGGGUCCAAGCCCGUGGCCCACGGCCACCUCGUAGCUUCGAAUGUCCUGUUGUCCGAGGAUUUCGAGCCGCGUAUCGCGGAUUUCGGGUUCCGAAAUAUCGGCGACCGAGAUAUCGGAGAAAGUAGCAGCACCGAAACGGACGUGUACUGUUUCGGCGUGUUGUUGAUGGAGUUGCUGACUGGGAGAGUGGGGACUGCGGAGACAGUGGUUUGGGUGAGGAGGUUGGUGAGAGAAGGGUUGGGUGUGAACUCGUUGGACCCGAGAUUGAGAAUCGGAGAUGACGACUCGGAAUCGGAAUCGGUGUCCGAAAUGGUGGAGACUCUCCGAGUCGGGUAUCUUUGUACGAACGAGUCACCCGGGAAAAGGCCCACCAUGCAACAAGUACUGGGUCUGCUCAAAGAUAUACAUCCCACACACACUGUUUCGGUGCUGAGCUGAGUUAACUCGUUUUGUCUCGUAUCGGGUCCGAUAUUUUAGAAUUGCGUGCAAAUGUAAAUCAUGGUGCUUUUGGUAAAGACCAGAAUCGACCUUGGCAAUUGGGGUUUUUUUUUUUAAAUUAUUGGACCGACAUGUGUAUGUUUUUUACUUUAAUUUUUUUGAUUUUUGAUAUGUUUGUGUAUAGAUAAAAAUUGAAAAAGAGAGAGAGAAAAAGAAAAGGUUGGACACCACAAAAGUGUGGGGUAGAGGAUGUUGAACUAGUCAUGGCCUCAUGGGUUUGUUUGAUUUGUUUGAGCAGAGAAGGCAGAGAAUCCCACUUAUUGCUUGUCUCUUAUAUGAGAGUUGUUAUCAUUUUUCCUUUA